CUAUGUCGCAGUAGGCUCACAGAUAUUAUUUUGAAAAGUAGGAAGAUCCUCCCAGCAGACUGUAACAUAAUCGCGAGUGUGUACGAGUAAUUUACUUUCCUUCCGGAAUUUGCCUUUACGUGAUCAGGAGGAUGUUGGCGGUUUUUGAAGCAUAACGAUUUUUCGCAAACUUGCUAAGACCUAAAAUGAGGAGUCGCAGCAAUUCUGGAGUUAAACUUGACAACUACGCGCGGAUAGUUCAUCAGACUAUUCUGCGUCACCAAGACCCAGUGACAGGUCUGUUACCAGCAAGUAAAGAGCAGCCUGAUGCUUGGGUGAGGGACAAUGUCUACAGCAUCCUGUCUGUCUGGGCUCUCAGUUUGGCUUACAGGAAGAACGCAGACCGCGAUGAAGACAAGGCUAAAGCCUAUGAGCUUGAGCAGAGUGUGGUGAAGUUAAUGAGGGGAAUUCUUCAGUGCAUCAUGCGACAGCUGGACAAAGUGGAGAAGUUCAAAUACAGUAAGAGCACUUUGGACAGCCUCCACGCCAAGUACAACUCUAAGACCUGUGCCACUGUGGUGGGUGACAAGGAAUGGGGGCAUCUCCAGCUCGACGCUACCUCAGUCUAUCUCCUCUUCCUGGCUCAGAUGACUGCCUCAGGGCUGCACAUUGUGUACACUCAGGAUGAAGUGGAUGUGGUCCAAAAUCUGCUGUUUUAUAUUGAAUCUGCAUACAAAGUGGCUGACUAUGGGAUGUGGGAGAGAGGAGACAAAACCAAUCAGGGGAUCCCCGAGCUUAAUGCCAGCUCAAUCGGGAUGGCUAAAGCAGCGCUCGAAGCCCUAGAUGACUUGAAUCUAUUUGGGGCCAAAGGGGGACCUGACUCUGUGGUUCAUAUCUUAGCAGACGAUAUCCAACACUGCCAGUCCAUUCUGAGCUCCAUCUUGCCCAGAGCUUCAACAUCUAAAGAGGUGGAUGCUGGCCUCCUGUCCAUCAUUUCAUAUCCAGCUUUUGCUGUGGAAGACAUGGAGUUAGUCAAUAUCACUAAGGAGGAAAUUAUCUCCAAGCUUCAGGGAAGAUAUGGCUGUUGUCGUUUCCUUAGAGAUGGUCACAAAACUCCUAAAGAGGACCCCAACAGGCUGUACUAUGAAUCUGCUGAGCUGAAACUUUUUGAAAACAUUGAAUGUGAGUGGCCACUUUUCUGGACCUACCUGAUCUUGGACGGCAUCUUUAUCAACAGUCCAGAGCAGGUUCAGGAGUAUCGGGAAGCUCUGGAAGGUAUCAUGAUCAAACAUAAAGAUGGAAUAUGGCUGCUGCCUGAACUCUAUAGUGUUCCUCCAGAUAAGGUGAAUGAAGAGUAUGUUAAUCCACACACGGUGGAGAGGAUCCCAUUGGGAAAGUGCCCUCUGAAGUGGGGCCAGUCCCUAUAUGUCCUGGGCAAUCUUUUAGCCGAGGGUUUUUUGGCUCCUGGAGAGAUAGACCCUUUAAACCGCAGGUUCUCUACCAUCCCUAAACCAGAUGUUGUUGUACAAGUAUCCAUCCUUGCUGAGAAUGAGGAUAUUAAGGCACUCCUGCAGAAGAAUGGGAUUUAUGUGGAGACAGUGGCAGACAUCCACCCUCUCAGAGUGCAACCAUCUCGAGUUCUCAGCCAUAUUUAUGCUAGACUAGGGCGUAAUGAGAGACUGGGGCUGACCGGCAGACCUUACCGUAGGAUUGGCGUGUUAGGAACCUCCAAGCUUUACAUCAUCCGCAACACCGUCUUUAGCUUCACACCUCAGUUCAUAGAUCAUCAGCAGUUCUAUCUGGCUCUGGACAACAAGAUGAUCGUGGAAAUGUUGCGGACUGACCUGUCCUACCUCUCCUCUCGCUGGAGGAUGACCGGCCGUCCUACUGUCACCUUUCCCAUUUCCCAGACCAUGCUUAACCAUGAACACACAGACUUGGACCCUGCUGUGCUGGCUACACUUAAGAAACUACAGGAUGGGUACUUUGGAGGGGCAAGGAUCCAGACCGGCAAGUUAUCUGAGUUCCUGACCACGUCUUGUUGCGCUCAUCUGAGCUUCCUCGAUAGUGGUAAGACACGCUCCAAUAGGGGCUGUUAUGAAGAUGAUGAUGUUGAGGAUGGCUUCUUUAGAGGUGCUGUGCAUGACCUGAGCUUCAAUGAUGAUACAGAUGAUCUAGCACAAUACCUAGACCAGCUGUUGACUACAGCAGUGCUUCAACAGGGGCUCAGAGUCGAGGCACAGGCAAAAGGACUGAGUCGCUUCAAGGCUGCAGCCACUAAGACGUGUGAGAUGGUGUCUCUCUUGAACAAAGCCAAGGAGCUCCAAAUCCAAAAUGUGAACAUGUAUCUUCCCAAUAAACUUUUCCACUCCCCUCAGCCUGUGUUUAAUCUAAAAGAUUUCCCAGGACAACAUACAAGUCAUAGUCCCGAGGUGCUUGUGUCCUCUGAGUGUAACCUGCCUCGGGACACUCAUGGUGACAUUGACUACAGUGGACUAGUCCAGGUGCUGAAAGAUACCCAGAGCCUUCAUGACCAAGCAGACAUCCUCUACAUCCUUUUCAAAGACAAGGGAAUGGACUGGGACACUCAGCUGCAUGGUAAAGUCAUCACUGUCGAGAGUUUGCUGGUGGAGCUCUAUGAGAAGGCGGGAGAUCUGCGUUGCUGGGAUCUCAUCCGUAUGAUUUCAGGCAUGCUCCGCAAGAAAGUGGAGGAACUGGACUGGGCCUGCUCAGAUUUGCUGGCCCAUCAAAAGCACUUGACAGUGGGUUUACCACCGGAGCCCAGAGAGAAGACCAUUACUGCGCCUUUGCCACCUGACGAACUGGCCUUACUUAUUGAUCAAGCCAGCGAGAACAACAUUACUGUUGCCAUCCUCACACAGGAGAUCAUAGUGUAUCUAGCAAUGAUCAUCAGAACACAGCCCAGUUUGUUCAGUGAGAUGUUUCGGCUGAGGAUUGGCCUCAUCAUUCAAGUUAUGGCAACUGAGCUGGCCCAGUCUCUGAACUGCUCAGGUGAGGAGGCAACUGAGAGUCUGAUGAAACUGAGUCCCUCCGAGUUGAAGAAUCUUCUCCACCACAUUUUGAGUGGCAAAGAAUUUGGUGUUCAAAGAAGUGUUCGUUCAGUUGAGCCGGGCACCAGUCCUGUUAUCUCCAUCCACGAGGUCGGCAAUGUUGGUGCUACCAAGAGUGAGCGUGCAGGCAUCAGCAAACUGAAGAGUGACAUGAAGAUGACAUUUUUUGGUCAGUCCUUCGACGCUGAGGAUGUGGAGUCAGGGAGGUACCGGAUGCCUUCAAUUGAUGAAUUCGACAGCUCAAUCAGUGUUGGUGCGUCUCAGGACAGUCGGCAGGGCCAGUGGCUGCGCAGAAGAAGGCUUGAUGGUGCGCUCAACAGAGUUCCUGUAGGCUUCUAUCAAAAAGUCUGGAAGAUUCUGCAGAAGUGUCACGGCCUGUCAAUAGAAGGCUUUGUUCUCCCAUCUUCUACUACAAGAGAGAUGACCCCGGGUGAGAUAAAGUUUGCAGUACAUGUGGAAAGGGUGCUGAACCGUGUCCCUCAGCCUGAAUAUAGGCAGCUACUGGUCGAAGGCAUCCUAGUGCUUACAAUGCUGGCUGAAGUGGACAUUCAAAGCGUAGGCAGUAUCAUCCACGUAGAGAAGAUUGUUCACAUUACUAGUGACAUGUUCUACAAGGACCAGAAGGAUCUUGGUGCAGAGGACAGUAUUUUAGAGAAGGAUCCCUCUACGGGCAUCUGCCGGCUCCUGUAUGACACUGCACCCAGUGGUCGCUUUGGCACCAUGACUUACCUCACUAAAGCUGUGGCUACCUACGUCCAGGACUUCCUGCCUAGUGGCGCCUGUGCUGUACAGUGAUAUCAUGAAGUUUUUAAAUAGUAUAGUUUUUACUGUACAGGGGAAGAGACCACUAUUUUAGAGCAGUUUUUAGGUGUUCGUGUGAGUUUGAGUGUGAAAGCAAAAUCUGCAACCGUUUUAAACCAGAAUAAAUGAACUUGUUGUUGACCACA
Molecule: messenger RNA, 3997 nt
Organism: Carassius carassius (crucian carp)
Lineage: Eukaryota; Metazoa; Chordata; Actinopteri; Cypriniformes; Cyprinidae
Product: phosphorylase b kinase regulatory subunit alpha, skeletal muscle isoform-like
Exons: 33
Coding region: 186-3845 (1219 amino acids)
Biological process (GO): glycogen metabolic process
Cellular component (GO): phosphorylase kinase complex
Molecular function (GO): calmodulin binding
Source: RefSeq, a predicted model, not a curated record